Apis dorsata (giant honeybee) is the source of this 2027-nucleotide messenger RNA. It is a transcript of the gene CCT4, whose product is annotated as T-complex protein 1 subunit delta. The coding region runs from base 249 to 1853 and encodes 534 amino acids. The transcript is spliced from 9 exons. Gene Ontology annotation, molecular function: ATP hydrolysis activity; ATP binding; ATP-dependent protein folding chaperone. Gene Ontology annotation, biological process: protein folding. Gene Ontology annotation, cellular component: chaperonin-containing T-complex. The record is from RefSeq and is a predicted model, not a curated record. NCBI's taxonomy places the organism in Eukaryota, Metazoa, Arthropoda, Insecta, Hymenoptera, Apidae.
UAUAUUUCAUAUCGAUACAUCCAAUCUCAAAGAUUUAUAGUCUGAGGUUUCCAGUCGUUUCUUCGGCGUGUUUCAACCGUGCUUUAAUAUUGAGAGGAAUUAUAUUUUUUCUUAAAGUGUUUGAUAAAUUAUAAGAAAAAGUGUCGCGAGAAACCAUUUCCAAUACACAGAGGAACGAAGUUCCUUACAAACUCGCGUAUAAACUUCGCAAUCAACCCGACUUAAGAAACGUAACUAAUUUGUCGAGAAUGACUGCAAUUACGGCAAGCGGCGAUGGACGAAAUGCUCAUGGACAAGCUUAUAAAGAUAAAAGUAAGCCAACGGAUAUUCGUAGCAGCAAUAUUAAUGCUGCAAAAGCUGUUAGUGAUGCAAUUCGUACUAGUCUUGGUCCCAGAGGAAUGGAUAAAAUGAUUCAAGCAGGAAAUGGAGAAGUUACAAUUACAAAUGAUGGUGCUACUAUUUUAAAAGAAAUGAAUGUUGUACAUCCUGCAGCAAAAAUGUUAGUUGAAUUAUCAAAAGCACAAGAUGUUGAAGCUGGAGAUGGUACUACUAGUGUUGUUGUCAUAGCUGGUUCCCUUUUGGAAGCUGCAGAACGUUUAUUACAGAAGGGAAUACAUCCUACUUUAAUUAGUGAUUCUUUUCAAAAAGCUGCAGCUAAAGCUGUAGAGAUAUUGACAAAUAUGUCUAUUCCUGUUGAUUUAAGAGAUAAACAAUCAUUAAUUAGAGCUGCAGCAACCUCCUUGAAUUCAAAGGUUGUCUUUCAACAGUCAAGUCUUUUAGCACCAUUAGCUGUAGAUGCAGUAUUAAAAGUUACUGAAGAAGGAAAAGAAAGUACUGUAGAUCUCAAUAAUAUAAAAGUAAUCAAAAAAUUAGGUGGCACAGUUGAAGAUACUGAACUUGUAGAAGGAUUAAUCUUUACACAGAAAUCCUGUAAUGUUAAUGGACCAAAGCGUAUUGAAAAAGCAAAAAUAGGUUUAAUUCAAUUUUGCAUUUCUCCACCUAAAACGGAUAUGGAUCAUAAUGUAAUUGUAUCCGAUUAUGCUGCAAUGGAUCGCGUUUUAAAAGAAGAAAGGACUUAUAUAUUAAAUAUUGUGAAACAAAUUAAAAAAACUGGUUGUAAUGUACUCUUGGUACAAAAAUCUAUUCUUCGUGAUGCUGUUAGUGAUUUAGCUAUACACUUUUUAGAUAAAAUUAAAGUUAUGGUAAUUAAAGAUAUUGAGCGCGAAGAUAUUUCGUUUGUAUGCAAAACAUUAGGUUGCAGACCAAUUGCAUCAUUAGAUCAUUUUGUUGCUGAAAAUCUUGUUAAUGCAGAAUUAUGCGAAGAAGUACAAACCGGAAGCUCUAAAUUUGUUAAGAUUACUAAAAUACAAAAUCCUGGGCCUACAGUAACAGUUCUUGUACGUGGCAGUAACAAAUUGGUUCUAGAAGAAGCAGAACGUUCCCUGCAUGAUGCAUUAUGCGUAGUGCGCUGUUUAGUGAAGCAAAAAGCUUUAAUUGCUGGAGGUGGUGCACCUGAAAUAGAACUUGCAUUAAAAUUAGGAGCAUAUGCCCAAACUUUAACAGGUGUUGAUGCUUAUUGCAUUAAUGCUUUUGCAAACGCAUUUGAGAUAAUUCCAUCAACACUAGCAGAAAAUGCAGGAUUAAAUCCUAUUGCAACUGUAACAGAACUUCGAAAUCGGCAUGCUAAAGGUGAACAUACUACUGGAAUUAAUGUGAGAAAGGGUUCAAUUACUAAUAUUUUAGAAGAAAACGUGAUUCAACCACUUUUAGUUUCUACAAGUGCUAUUACACUUGCUUCAGAAACUGUUCGCAGUAUAUUAAAAAUCGAUGAUAUUGUGAAUACAAAUCAAUAAUUUGUAUCAAAUUUAAAUUGCAAAAUUUAAAUUUUGUCUGGAUUAUAAAAUAUCACAUUACAUUUUUGAUUUCAUAUUUAGCUUCUAAUAUUUUUAUGAUUUAUUAAACUAAUAAAAUCGAAUUGUUUUUUUCAUUGUAUUUUAAAAUAAAAUAAAUCUGCUUUCACAAAACAA